CAGCGGUGUCACAGCAGCCUGGACAGCCUGGACAGCCUCGGGGAGCCUCGGGCAGCGCUGCGGCUCCCAGUGACCCACAGCACACACAGCUGGCAGGAGCAGCAGGGCCCCAUGGCAAGGAGCAGCCCAGCCCGGCUCAGCUCUGGAUGAAAUAAGGACCUUGCUGGGGGAGCAGUUCUUCGUGCAGUGCACUCACAGGUCAGAACGUAAUGCCCAUGCUGUUCUACACUCUGACUGUAGCUUUUUUGAUCGGCACACAGGCAGCUCCCAAGUCAGAGGACAAUGCCCCACUGGAGUUUCCUGCAGAACAUUCCCUGCUCAGCACCCGGAGCGACCGACACCGCAUUGCCCAGGAGGCUCCGCAGACGUCCCACGGCCACACCGCGCGGAGCCUCGGCAGCAGAGAAGCCCUAAACAUCACCGUGGACCCCAAAAUCUUUCGGAAGCGGCGUUUCCGCUCUCCCCGGGUGCUGUUCAGCACGGAGCCCCCGCCGCUGGCCGGGCAGGGCCGGAAUUUGGGAUUUCUCAGCAGCGUGGGGGCUCUCAACAGGACUGCCAGGAGCAGGAGGAGCACGCACCCCGUGCUGCACCGCGGGGAGUUCUCGGUGUGCGACAGCGUCAGCAUGUGGGUCGGGGACAAAACCACGGCCACCGACAUCAAGGGCAAGGAGGUGACGGUGCUGGGCGAGGUCAACAUCAACAACAACGUCUUUAAGCAGUAUUUUUUCGAGACCAAGUGCAGGGACCCCAAGCCGGUGUCGGGCGGGUGCCGCGGCAUCGACGCCAAGCACUGGAACUCGUACUGCACCACCACCCACACCUUCGUCAAGGCCCUGACCAUGGAGGGCAAGCAGGCGGCCUGGAGGUUCAUCCGCAUCGACACCGCCUGCGUCUGCGUGCUCAGCAGGAAGGCGGCCAGGCCCUGAGCCCGCGCCCUCCGACCCCCCUA
Melozone crissalis (California towhee) is the source of this 949-nucleotide messenger RNA. RefSeq names its product nerve growth factor (gene NGF). Lineage: Eukaryota; Metazoa; Chordata; Aves; Passeriformes; Passerellidae. Bases 210 to 926 code for a protein of 238 amino acids. The transcript has 3 exons. The record is from RefSeq and is a predicted model, not a curated record. Gene Ontology annotation, biological process: nerve development; memory; nerve growth factor signaling pathway. Gene Ontology annotation, molecular function: growth factor activity; nerve growth factor receptor binding.